Molecule: messenger RNA, 11826 nt
Organism: Malaya genurostris
Lineage: Eukaryota; Metazoa; Arthropoda; Insecta; Diptera; Culicidae
Gene: ckn
Exons: 2
Coding region: 1733-3886 (717 amino acids)
Biological process (GO): cell surface receptor protein tyrosine phosphatase signaling pathway; axonogenesis
Cellular component (GO): axon; focal adhesion
Molecular function (GO): protein phosphatase binding; signaling adaptor activity
Source: RefSeq, a predicted model, not a curated record
GAGUCGAUCCAGGAAGAGCGAGAGAGCAGUAGUGUAAAAAGAAAAGUCGUAUUUUCAGACUGAUUGCUCUUGGCUGGAUGGAACAGAGUCUGAACUUGCUUCCCAUUUUGUGCUUUAUUAUACGAUUGUGCCGUCUGCAGUUCCUGUAGGAAAAACUAAGUACAGUGAAAAUCAAUUCCUUCGACGGACGAUUGCAGAUUAGCGAUAGUCCUAGCAAACGUUCGUUUGUGGCUAUCAUUUAAGUUGCGGCUGUGACGCAGAAAUCGCCCCAUUUUGAGGUCAAAAGUGCAGUCGAUAGAAAUAACACGGACAAGCAGGCAGUGGCAGCGUUUCUGUGGCAAACACCAAGAAAACAAGGAAAAGAAGAAGAAGCAGCAGAGGAACUGAUACAGAAGAAAACCGUCACGAAGCAGACUGCAAAGAGUGCAAGGGAAAAAUCAGUAGGCGCUCUAUCGCCAGACGUGAAACUCCAUUUUUUCUGUGGCUAUCCGUCUCUGUCACACUGCAGCCAACAGUCCCCGUCGAGCAGCAUUCUCUCGCAAGGCACGUUCGUCAGCAGGGAAAAAAAAGAAACUACGAGUAGUAAAACCACGACAAAGUAAGCGAAGACGGCGACACAAGCAUUACGGAGUAGUAAGUGGCAGCGGCAUCACAAAUCAAGCAAAAGACGAUCGAAGUGAGAGAGAAAUUUUUCCAAUGUCGUGAAAUGGAGCAGAUGAAGUGUGCAAAAGUGACAGAAGUGGCAGCAGUGUCUUCCCAGUUCAAUUAAUUGAGCACAAUUGCAGUUCCGCGCGGGGGUUACGGGACUCAAUUUACAAUCGAGAACGGUGUCAUUCAUUUUCCCUAGAACUCUGCUGCAAGAGCUAUUCGAUAUUGCAAGGCGAUCAAGAAAGAAAAUUGAUACGUAAGACGGUGGCUGAUCGGGCAGCACAACGUACAACCGUGUGGGCUAUAACUAUAGAUAUACUGUAUUGACACACAGAGUCCAAAUGCACGUACACACGCACACCGGGCAGCAUUAGAAGAUCCGGGGAGUGGACCGGAGGCGACGAAGGCGGAACAAAAUGAAGCCAUAACACCUACGUUCACCAUCUGCUCGGGAAAAAGCUGUAAAAGGGCCAGUUCCGGCGGGAUAGCAGCUGCGUGCGGACAUGCUAGUGUGAGAUUGGCUCCGAAGAAACCCAUUCCGGAGUCGGACUGACCGAAAAAAGUGACGGCUGAAUCAAAAUAUUUACAUAACCACGGUGUCGACGUCGAUCGAAAGCGCAUAGGUUGUUGCUUUCCAGUUUUUUUUGUGUUGUUUUCGUGGUUGUCCGUCUCUGUUUCUCUCUGUCUAUAUAUCUCCGCUGUGUGAGUGUGUUUCAUGCCAUUAAAACAUAAGAAAGUGCUUUGAAAGAUAAAACAUACGAGUAAACUAAUAAGAAUCGGGGGAAUAAGAAAAAAAUGCUAUUGGAUGUAAGAUAAUCGAGCUGAGAGUGACAAACAGUUUGUGGAGAUAUCGUAAAAUGGAUUUGUUGUAGCUCUGUGUCUUGGUGAAGUGAAGAAGAAAAAAAGUGAACAACCUUAAUCUGAGUGUUCUUUUUUGCUUGCUUCACCCGAUAGUUUUUCUUCCAUCGAAUUAUCGUGAGUUUUCGAUGUGGAUGAGCGGCCAGCGAAGCAGUUAUUUCCUUAGUUUCCGUUCGGUUCUACACUUUUAUUUGUGCCUUAGUUCCUGCCGCAUGUUUCUGCUACAAUGCGAAAGCUAAGUGUCAACACGGGAGGAAUGUCACGACAAUCGAAAACAGCACCUCAAGCGAAGAAGGUGAUGCCACCGGCUGUACCAGACGUGUACGGUAGAACAACUGGCGGUGGUGGAGGCGGCACUCAGGCUGCAACUUACGCAACGGCGACCGGUGCUGCGGUUGACGAUAACGGUUUUAUCAUACAGCAGGAAACACCUUCCUCGUUAAUGAUUCGCUACGAUCAUACGGAUUUCGCCGAUGAUCAAGGAAUUGAUCUGACCCAGUCACCGGGUCGAGACAGUCCAAUUAGUUUGUCCGGAUCGGCUGGUUCCGGUUCGCGUCAUUCGACAGCCAGUUUAGACUCGGGACGUGCGUCUUCCUACCUGACCGGUGCUUCGACAUCCUCAAAUCGUAGUGCCGGUGGCUACGGGACACUCUCGUCCCCUCGCUGUUCCGUCAGUUCAUGCUCGAUUGGAAGUGGCAAUCGGUUGAGCAAUCACUCGAAUCGCAGCGAUCACGACAUCAUCUCGGAAUGGCUGAUGGAGAUCCACUUUCACGAGUAUACUUAUUUGUUCUUGGAAGCCGGUUACGACCUGCCGACGAUAGCGAGAAUGACGCCAGAGGAUUUAACUGCAAUCGGCAUCAAACAACCGAACCAUCGAGAAAGACUGAAGCGACAUAUUGAUGCGCUAAAACUACCUGAUGCUUUGCCUAACUAUGUUCCGGGAUCGAUUGAGGAGUGGUUGCGGUUGCUCCGGUUGGAAGAAUACGUUCAGCCACUGUUGGCUCAAGGUUACGUAACUGUUAACGAUGUCACCCAGCUGACGUGGGAAGACCUGGAGGAUAUUGGAAUAGUUAAAUUAGGUCAUCAGAAAAAGAUUCUGCUGGCAAUUAAGCGCGUGAAAGAUAUCAUCAGUGGUAAACUGGGUGGUCCGUAUGUUGGCCAAGUGACGGUGCCGAUGUUACAACCGACUACGGCAGCACUGCACUGCCAACCGAUGAGGGCACCGUUCGACGAAUCACUGGAACCGAAACAGCUUACAUAUUCAACAUUCAUGCGGCAAACAUCAGCCGGGAACGACCCGUACUACUGUCAGCAACAUUUACAGCAGCAACCGAUCUCCUAUCCUCACGUCCAUUUUGAUGGCAACCAAGCAAUCUAUCGCCGCAGUUCGUAUGACGAUAGCGACAUCACGCCCACGAACGAAAUAUCUUCGAUGAUGAGUAGCGAACAUCACGGGACGGUUAGCCAUCAGCAAUACUAUCAAGGUGGUGGAACACUUCCCAGACAGCACCAGCGGAACAACUACGGCGUUCGGUUAACGCUGUGUCAGAAUUCUCCUAGCACUACCCAGCGACAACGACCAAUAGCAAAAAUUGUAGCGAAUAAUCUUAAACUGGCGCCCACUUCGGACGGUGGUCCUGCGCCUCCUUAUCCAAAUCCAAUGAUUGGCCACAUCGAGAAUGUCGAAAUGGCCACUGCCGCGCUAGAUGCCAUGCACUUUUCCAAUUACUCCUCUUUCAAUCACCAUCCGCUUAAAUACAAUCCUACGCCCGCUAGCCAACAGCCUCAGCCGAUCUAUCACAAUCAGAUUAUCCUUCAGCAGCAGCAACAGCAACAACAACAGCAACAGCAGCAACAACAACAGCAACAAUUCUAUUCCAACUAUGCCGGCCAAACGCAUCAAACCACAGUCGAAAUUCACAAAACUCAACACGAUAACAAGAGCAACUCGAGCCUGGAAUCGAUCGAUCAGAUUCCGUUCGCGAACGAAAACGCCGGUACGAUCAAGCAGCGCUCGAUGAACCGUACCGAGCACCAUCCGUUGCACAUGCUGUCCCACUCAUCGUCCUCCACGUCGUCGUCGUCGUCGACUGGUUCGAUCACGACGACCCUGGCCGGGUGCAUACAGCAACUGUCACCGUCGCAGUCCGAUUCGCAGUCUGGAUGCCAACAGCAGCAAUCGCAGGGCCAGGCCAAUUGCUCAAUUGCCCUCUCCGGGUCUGCAUCAACCAACAUCUCACCGACACAGGUCAGCGCUGCAGUCGGGGUGGUCGGAACCAACGUCCUAAAUGACAUCGGCAACAUGCUGGCCAACCUGACCGAUGAGCUGGAUGCGAUGCUGGAGGAGGAGAACCGCGUCGGGAUUAGCGAUGGAGACUAAACUGAAUUGACGUCCAGGAGUCUCCAAGAAGAAAACGUGUGACCCGAAUGAGAUGCUGGAACGAUGGCUGUUGGCAAGGAUUACACACAACCGAGAAAUAAGCAAAAAAAAUCAACACAGAACAAGGGAAACGUCCGGUAAAAUCCAUUUAUGUUCUAGCCAAUUAAAACACCAACAGCAAAGAGCAGAUAACGGCGAACAACAAAAAAACAGCAAACUACAUCCCGGUAGCAUCAUCCGCAUCAUCAUUCAUUUAGUAAAAUUGAUUUUCAUUUUGUUUAUUAUGCCUCCACACACUGAUAUAGUUUUAAAACUAAGCAAAUCUACUUAAGGGUGUCCCUCCUGGCUCAUCCCCAACAUGAGGGUCUCCUCUCCCCGUUCCAACCGCAUGCUGCUGGUUCAAUUUUCUUAGUUCCCGCGUCAGGUCAGAGGUACGACUAGGUGUGUGUAUGUGUGUGGUUGUAUAUUUCACUCAUCUGGAGAAGGAGACAAUAAUUGAGUUAUAGAUAAACGAUUGGAUACAUUGCCGACACGAAAAAUUGAAUCUCUACGAACAGUUGAACUUCUCCGCCAUAGACAACACCACUCUGAUUGGCUGGCUGAAAGCGGAAGCGGAAUCUGCGGUAUGGACGAGAAAAAGCAACAGCAGCAGCAGCAGAAUUUGGUUGGAAAUUGGGUUCGAGAAACCGUAACUAAAUUUGAAGCUCAUUACGAUUACGGAAAUACCAUACUAGCAGGAAGCAUGAUAAUCGAUUGGAAAAUUAGCAGGCCGUAGCCACAGCUGUCACCUUUCUACUGCCACCUGGUGGCCCGACUCAGCGAUUGAUUGUUUACGUUUGAAGUGUGGAGAUUAUUGCCAACACCGGGUCACUUCGAUGUCUCCCAGAAUGCUGUCAAUGUGCAAACACUCUCGUUUCUCGUUAUGCCAGGCCAAGCAGUGUUUGGCGCGCGCGCGUGUGUUUAUACAAAUCACGCAUUACCAUUUCAAACGAACCGCACGCCACCACCAGGCGAGGUGGCGUGGCAAAUGUCAUUCACGAUAUAACACAGAUAUAACAGAUAUAACAGUGCCAGUUGUAUUUUUUCCCGCCAUGUAGAGUGUGCUCAACAGUUUGGUUUUAGUCGAAAAAAAAAAACACAUUGAGCAGCGAGCCAAUUUAUGGGUGUCAUAAAUAAUAAACAGUACCGGGCCGCGUGAGUGGAACAUCGCGUUUUUCGCGUGAUGCCUUUUUUUCUGUCGCUUCUUCGAUGCUAUGAUGAUCGCGUGACCUCAUCGGGGCUGAUGGGCCCCGAAGAUAGGCAAACACAAGAAAUACGCCCACCUUGAAGUAACUUGUUCGUUUUUUUUUGGAUGGCGCUAAAGCAGAAAGUGACACUUGCUUGCUUUGAUAGCCUACUGCGAAAUCAUGCUUGCUGUCGGUUGGCAACGGUUGUUAUUGUUUUCUACCGGUGAAAAACACGGAACGAAAUAAGUGUGAUCUAUUUAUUUACUUAAGCCAAGAUUUUACGUUGCAUUUGUUCUUCAUUUCAACACGAUGCACCAACGCAGUCGUCCUAUAGUGUUAAGCAUUUUCAACCGAUAUCGAACCACAACGGAAACCAGCCGCAGGCAGAAUGAUAUGCAAAUUUUCCAAUUUAGUGUAACGAAAGGCAGACAAACAUGCUCAUUCUUACAGAGCAGCAACAGCAGCAGUAAUUACUCGACCAGACAUUCCUAGUACUUUUACAGACAGAAAAUUUUUCCAUGUUUAUAGUGAAAGCAACAGCAUAGUAAAAAAAAACAUUUGUACACUGAAAAGUAAAACUAACAGAAGAAAAAACAACAAAACGAAUCGCCCAUAAACACCAGUUUUAGUACCAGAUUUAUAAACCGAAGCAUUUCCAAUAACUACUAAUAUUAACAGAACACGUGAACAACAACAACAACAACAAAACUCAUACACACAUAUUUUUAGAAGUUUUCCCAACUCGCGCCAGCGACGCAUUUUGUAGUCUUUUGCGUUCGGUUUAUUUACAAACAAAUUCAUCAUUCAGCGGAAGAAGAGAACACACGUGUGCGAAGCAGAACGCAAGACGAUCUCAAAGAAGAAGAAGAUGAAAAAGCCAUAAAAGAUUUCCCUACGAUUAGGUAGGACCGAGGCAGAGCAGGAAUCUCUCUUCGCGCUAGCACAGUUAGUAGGUAGGCAGUCUGCGAGGAGACCUGGGCGAUGAGCGGAAGAACGAAUCGUUUCACGCGGAACGCAUCGUUUAUGAGAUCGGUCGUCGGUGAAAUGCGUGGAAGCAGGAGGGAAGGAGAAAGAAAAGUUCAUUUAUCAAAGUGCAACCAUAUGUGCAAUGCUCUAGCCGCCACAUCGUUGAUCGAAGCAGCCGGUGCGUGCGCGCGUGGUGAUAAACGUCGAAAAGGGGGCAUUUUGACAGCUACGAAACAUUGACAGGGGGUCGACCGGGGGUGCCAAGAUAUUUUCGGUCCGGGUUGUGAUGUUGGUGUUUUCUGCGGCCACAUGUGUGUGGCGGGUGUCGCAGCUGAACGAACCGAUGAAAGGUUUCGGGCCAUAAAACGUUUUCACUUCACCGGUGCAGCCCGGUUGAGGAGAGGGAUGGCACUGUCCCGGGGAACAAAACGUUUAAGACAUUCUGUCGAAAUAGUAUACGAACUUCGAAGAAACGUUGGGAAGGUUUGGGAAAUGAUUUGAUCGCAGUAGACAUUGGGCAAUGAGAUAGAAGCGCAGGUUUUGACAGAAACGCGUUCUCCGAUUGCGUGAAAAUAGAAAUCUGGCGUACUCGGAAUUUGGAUUCGAUUGCGAUUACGUAGUGGAGUUUGUGGGUCAUUGGCUGAUUUCGAGCAUUCCGAAUUUCGUAUUUUAACGGGAAUUUUACAGGUUUUUUCUGAGAAAUUUACCGCAAUAAGUAAAGUGUCAUAAUUACUAUUCACAAUGUGAACUCAGGCAAUGAAAUCCCUUGAUCUGAAAAUUAAGAUUUUUCGGAUUCAAAGCAUUAGUCAGCCGGGUAAAAUUUUAUACAACUGAAUAUAUGAAACUAAAUCUUCAAGUUCUUCGGAUAUAUAGAACUUGUAAAUGUCCAGUUCUUCCUAGAAUUACAGAAUAAACUGUUGGACUUUACUGAAAGCUAACAAAAGGAUCUACAUCGUGCAUUCAUUUAACUGGACUGUAAUAAAAUUGUGUAAGUGAGCGAUUAUUCAAUGACAUUUGUAAUGUGCGAUCAAUCCGAUUGACAGUAAUGCCAAUUAUUAUAUAUACCUGUUUAUUUAGCCUAUUUGAGAGCCCCUCAAUGAAUGGAUCUUUAUAUCCGAACGGUAUUGAUCAUUAGUACAUUGGAUUUAUUACAACGAAAUGUUCAUUGCAAAAGGUAAUGAAAAUCCAUUCGGCAACGUGCAGGGAGUUAAAAAUUAAUAUCAAUCCCGUCCGUUUUUGCCUCACUAAAUGUAUGACGAAAUUUUACUUGGAAUCGAUUGUUUCACAUGGAGUCCACGUUGAAUCGGAAUUCAUUAUAAAUUCCACAUGGAAUUCGGAGUGAAAAUUUGUCAUUAAUUUCGCUUAAAUUGGAAAUUUAUUCAGAAUGUAUACGGGGUAUACGAGAAGUUGGAAAAAUCAUACAAUGAGUUUGAAGAUGACGUUUGAGUAAUAAACAAAAGCGAAAAUAAACAAUCUCUUGCUAUUACGUUCUUCGAAAAAAUUAUCCGAGAAUUUAAUAUUUCAGCCCGUAGCAAUUUUGGACAGUUGCGUUUAAGAACUUUCCAAAUGUUUACGUCGAUUUUCCCUUGCCUUUAAACCAGUGUUCAAAAAAAAAUCAAAUUUUCGAGAACACUAACUGAAAUUUUUCGCAAGUAAUGUUAAAAAAAAUCCUCGAGAAAACUCACAAAAGUUCACCCACCACUGAUUAUUCUGAAAACGCGAUUCUCACUGAAUCUGAUCUCACAUGACACAAAAUUAGUUGUGAAAACUAAUAGCGAACAAUCUUCUCGAUGAUAUUUUAGAAAAAAAGUUCGCAUAUUGAAUAUAUCUGAUUUGAUUCUCGAACAGAAGAACGCAUGUUAUGUAGCUGAUUAAAAACUAUUGCCCAAUUUAGCUUGAAUAUCAUAUGCAGAAAUGUUAAAAGGUCCUUAAUAAACUCAAUAAAAAAAAAUUAUAUGCAGAAAUAACAGGAGCGCAAGAUAUCGCUACGCCAAUUCAAACACACCAUUCUAACACUGCUCAUAUUGAGUGAUUGAGACAUGUCAAAUCCUGCGCUCCUCCUCCUUCUGUACAACAAAUUCAUGCUAAAUAGCGUUUUUUGAGUUAAAUCUAUUUGGGGUGGAAAUUUUUUACAAUAAUUAAAUCUAACACGAAUCACUGACGAAAUAUCAUCGGAGGCUCUUCUCACUUUCGAUUAUCUCUUAAGCGAUAGUUCUGUGGGUAAAAAUUCGUCAUCGAGUUUCGCUGACACAAAAAAAACACUUGUGGCCUUUGAGGUUCAAAGUUUUGUGGAUGCUUGUUUCGUGAAGUGAUUUUUCCGGUCACUGAGUUUUUAUUCAGAAAAUCUCUUGAACCGGUUUUUUUUAUAAAAGUUGAUGGAAUGAACAUUUUCGGAUCGUGAGUUUUCCAACACUGUUGGUAACUAAACAUUACCAUUACCACAUCCACUUGACGAAUGGAUCCCGAAAAGUUAUGCUUUAGGUUAUUUCAAAUCCCAAGAUGGCGGUAUAUUUGGCUUCGGUUUGUCAAUAUUGUUGUGAGUUCGAUUGAAGAUGCAUUUUUUUAUUCAUUUAAUUGUGCACUAUUAGUCAUCUUCAAACUGAUUACAGUUACUUAAUUAGACUGUAUGAAGAAACUAGGUAUUUCUCAGUUUACUCGAACUAUUAGGUUCUUCUCUGCAACCGAUUUAGCUGCUUUUGUUCAAGAUUUUCGAAAUUUUUCCAAAGUUUGUUGUUUAUACUGAGAGAGUUAUCUAAUCACGAGAGCCCAACACCGUUAGAUGAGUCGUAAGUUAAGUGGAUUCACCUCUAUCGGUACAACAUGCACUCCAUUCGCUUUAUGCCAUUCCAAAACGUCUUUGGCGUAGUGGAAAGAUGCCAAAUCAGGCCAACAAUCGCUUUUUUUGGCAUUAUUCACGGAAUAUUUGCUUAUUUACCGUCCCGGUAGUGACGAAGCUUUUGCUUGCUCGACCACAGUUUCAUAUUGCCUGCUAAACCAAAUAUUUUUGGAAAUGCUACUCUUAGCCGUUCUGUUGUUUCGUCGUUUCACGCAGGAAAACUGCGUCAAAUACUCGCGAUACAAAUUGCGAGCCAGGUUUUGGCCGUUACAUUAUUUUUUUCAUUACGACUUCAUACCUUGCUUGAAAGUAUGCGCGAAAGUUGGAGAUAUUUUUAUUUUUCUAGCGACAGUACGUACCGAAAGAUCCGUUCUCUUCUGCAAUAUUUGCUCCACCUUCGCGUCCUUCGUCACUAAAAAUUGAUUCUAUACAUUGAACAGACAUACGUUCAUCAGUUUGCGAAAUAUUUCACGCUUUGAUGAAGUGUUUUCAUAGACAAACGUAUUUAGGGGUGUCCAGAUUUUGUCACGAACAAGCCUUAAUUGCACUUAGGCCUUUCGGUCGUUGUACGCUGGAUAUUUUGGUACUAAACUUAUUUCCGUAUUAAUUAUAAAUACCGCAACUAAUUAAGUUGAGUUCACUUAAAAUUAUGCCGAUGUGAGCUUCGAACAUGGCCUUAUUUCCAAUUCAAAAAAACGAUGUUUAACAAAUGGUGACAUGAUUUUUCCCCGCAUAACGAAUCAUUGCCGCAUAUUGUUUCUGGGGCCCUCGCCUGCUGCGAUCGAUGUUUUAUGGUCUGCUUUGUUGCCGCCAUGGCGACUCGAUCCAAUAGAGAAAAAAUUGAGCAAUCUCGAUUAAAAAUUCAUCACGUGUCUUCCGUACUAGCUGCAUCCCUUCCACCUAAACCUCGAACCAAAUUCAACAUCGGUGAAAAAUAACCGUGAAAGUAAGGAAAUCUAAACACGCACCGGCCGACCGACGAGAAAAAAAAAUACUGAACAGAACCGCGCUCUUUUGACUCAUCGCUCAGUCGUAAAACAAAAAAGAAUACAGAAUAGAAACAAAAAAAAACAAGCAGUCAUAUUUAUAUUCCACCCAUACAGAAGAAACAGAAAAACCUCCAAUCGGACAGAAACAGUUCAAUACAAUAUACAAAGUUCCGGAUCACAUCAUCGCGAUGACCGCAAUUUCGGACAUCGAGAGGAAAAGUCUUAAUCAUUUCAAUUUCCAUCACCCAUCGAAACGCAAAACCCAGAACAAGCCGGCGGAGCAGCACGCAGAUUGCAGAACUUUCGGACUGAAAUUUAAUCGAUUAAUUUGAAAUCAAUGUUCGAUUGUUGAAUAAUCGACAUCUCUGAUCGCAGCAAUCUGCGGGAAAGCAUUUGUCAAUCUGACAGAUUGGCAAAAGCAGCAGCAGUCGGCGUGGUGCUUCGUGGGUUUCGCUUUUCAAGUCACUAGUUUACCAACUACUUGCUGCCUUGCAAACAAAAAAAAACAAACAAUAUUGAAAGCUUACAGAAACAAACUUAUAGACAAUUUUUAUGCUGAACAUUACCGCAUAUAUAAAAACAAUUCCUCUAAACUACACUUUUUACAACCGACUCCGGAGAUAGCGAAUCCAUGAGGGUUAAGGGUUAACACUUUUCGGUUCCGGUUUUUUUUGUUGUUGAGGGAAAACCUGAAAGCAUUUUCGGUAAUGAAGCAAUUCAUAGUUGUACGAUGGAUUCACGUUGCGGGACGAGGCGAGACUGUGCGAAAGAGCAGGUAGUGAAAUCAUCAAGUCAAAUAAGUUGAUGUACUUUGUAUAGAGAAAAAAAAACCAAUAAAAGCAAAUCAAAACAGAGAUAAGUAAAUCGUAAAUUAAAAAAAACAUACAAGUUAUCGAUACAUGGUUUAAAACGUCUGACGACUCUCCAUUAGUGUUAGUUAGUUAGUUUAGUUUUUUUGUUCGUUGUUGUAAAAAAAAAAUUUCUCCCUGUCUGUCGGGCGGGGCACUAGGCAUUCUCGGCUGAAAACUCCCCGGUUCCAUUUUCGUGCAAAGGAAAAUGUGUUUGAUGUACCUUUCUCUCCGAUUGAACACUUUCGUUAACAGAAACUGUGCGAUUAAUAAUAAACAUAAAAAAUAAUACAACUAACACAAGCGAAACGACAUUACCCAGUACCUAUUCGAGAAAGUAGAAAAAGCAAACCUUUUAGAUAUCGAAAGUCGAAAAACAGAUAAAUCCAAGAACAGACUGGACAGUGAUUUUUGCCCAUCCCAAAAAAAAAUUGCAAGAGAUUAGGAAACGAGAGAACAAGAACUGCUGGAAACUGACCAAGAGUCAAACCCAAAACACGGACACAAACAAGCGAACAAAAUAAUUAAAAAAAAACAGAAGAUACAGCACUAAGGUCAAGGGACAGGUAUUUUGUAGCAUUUACAGAUAACAAAAUGAAACAAAAAAACGGGGAUCGGAAUAAAAUGGAGAAAUAAUCAAGAGUGCAUUUUUUUUAAAGCGGUGUGUCCCGGGAAUUACGCUAAUAGACAACCCGACUGUAUGGGGAUUUUACAAACAAAAUACACGUAGAAGAACAACACAAGAAAAAGCAAAAUCCCUCUGGAAACUUUUAUGUGUGUGUAAGAAAUAAUAAAAAAAAGUACCACAUGUCGGAAUGGGUGGUAUAAAAACAAUAGAGCUGUAGGGUGUUUUUUAUGUGGAGAACAGAGCAGCUGUUGGUAGCAAAUAACAUCAUAUUAUGAUUAUUAUUGCUAAUAAUAUUAUAGAUUCGCGAGCAGGUAAGACGUGUAAAACAGCAACAACAAAAACAAAACAGUAAAAAAUAACUAUUAUUAUUAUUAAAAUUAUUAUUACAAUUAUAACAUUCUAUACAUGAACCUAAGUAUAUAAACAAUAAAGUAUAUUAAAAUAAAA